This is a messenger RNA of Coccomyxa subellipsoidea C-169, 207 nucleotides long. RefSeq lists its product as hypothetical. The record is from RefSeq and is a predicted model, not a curated record. NCBI's taxonomy places the organism in Eukaryota, Viridiplantae, Chlorophyta, Trebouxiophyceae, Coccomyxaceae. The coding region runs from base 1 to 207 and encodes 68 amino acids. The transcript is spliced from 3 exons.
AUGCAUCACAGCACCUGCCCAGAUGAACUUUCAGACAUCAGAAGGUUCCUCUCACAGACUCUGCCAGAUGCUGAUCCACCAUCAAGGGAGGACAUUGACAAAAUGUCUGUGAAGGAGCUCAAGCAAUUCCUGCACAGCAGAUCAAUUGAUACCAGAUCCUUCCUAGAAAAGUCCGAGUUUGUAGAACGGGCUAAGGCAGCUUUGUAA